GAGGUAUGGUUGUGGUGUAGCAUGGAGGUUGGAGGGCUGCGCUGUGGCUGCCCGCUCUCAGUGGCGCUGCCCCCGCGGAGCUGCGCCCGCGUCUCUCACGGCUCCGCGCCCUUCGCCUCUCCCUCUUCUUCCUCGCCCCGCGGCUCCGCGCCCUUUUGGAGGCCGUGGGCGCCCGGCCCCGCCGCGGCGCGCAGCCCCCGCGGGCUGGCGGAGGCCUCCGGAAAGCUGGCGCAGUACGCGCACCCCGUGAGGUGGAAAUACAGAAUCCAGAGAAUAUAUUUUUACUUGAAUGUGGAGAUUAGUUUAGUUAUUAGCCAUGUGAGGGGAAUGCUGUAGGAAGCCUGUCUAACAGAACAUCACUGUUCCUUAACUGUCAGCCUUCAUGUGCAAUAACAAGAAGGAAACUUACUCUAUGCUUGUUUCAGACUAUUUUGGCCCAAAUCAAGGUGCUAUGAUUACCUGUAUCAGGAAGCUGAAGCACUUCUGAAAAACUUUCCCGUUCAAGCUACGAUUUCCUUUUAUGAAGACUCAGACAGUGAAGAGGAUGAAGGUGAACUGGAGCAAAAUUCAAGAACAGAAUCACCUUGCUGAUAGCAAGAAAGGCCAAUCGAGCUUCUAUUAAGCUUAAUAUAUAUAAAAAAUGUAUUAUAGUAUUUUUAAAGAUGAUUUAUAUGUACAUAAGUUAUUCUUAAUAAAACUGGGAUGUUCAGUAA
Gallus gallus (chicken) is the source of this 713-nucleotide messenger RNA. RefSeq names its product ripply transcriptional repressor 2 (gene RIPPLY2). Gene Ontology annotation, biological process: negative regulation of transcription by RNA polymerase II; embryonic pattern specification. The record is from RefSeq and is a predicted model, not a curated record. Bases 22 to 336 code for a protein of 104 amino acids. The transcript is spliced from 3 exons. Lineage: Eukaryota; Metazoa; Chordata; Aves; Galliformes; Phasianidae. Gene Ontology annotation, cellular component: nucleus.